Molecule: messenger RNA, 1372 nt
Organism: Punica granatum (pomegranate)
Lineage: Eukaryota; Viridiplantae; Streptophyta; Magnoliopsida; Myrtales; Lythraceae
Source: RefSeq, a predicted model, not a curated record
AAAUAUCGGAUGGAUUCACAGGUCAGAAGCAAAACCAGAUAUUCGGGAGGAAGGGAAUAGAGUAUACAGCGCAGCUGCAAAGCGUUAGGGAGACGGAGAAAUUUAAGCAGAACAGGGGAAGGAAGCGAUGGCCGGUUCCGAUCCCGACAAGCUCAUGCUCAAAGCCGACAAGCUAACAAAAUUAAGUCUUACGAGGUGGAAUGCUGAUUGGAGCAGUGCAACUGCUUUCUAUGAGCAAGCAGCUAUUGCGUAUAGGUUUGCAAAAAAUUAUGAGCAGGCCAAGAUAGCAUUUGAGAAGGCCUCAAAAGGCCAGGAGAUGCUCUCCUCUCCUUGGGAUGCUGCUAAGCAUAUGGAGUCUGCUGCUGCUCUAGCAAAGGAAUUAGGAAAUUGGAAAGAGGUUGCUGACUUUUAUCGAAGGGCUUCCGAGUUGUAUAAUGAAUGUGGAAGAUCACAGCCUGCAUCGGAUGCUCUUGCAAAGGGUGCACGUGCUCUUGAAGAGGGAGCUCCUGAGGAGGCUGUUCAAUUGUACACUGAUGCUUGUGUUCUUCUUGAAGAAGACGGCAAAGAACAAAUGGCCUUCGAUCUUUACCGUGCUGUGACAGCUCUUUAUGUGAAACUUGAAAAGUACUCAGACGCAGCAACAUUCUUGUUGAGAUUGGGACUUGCAGCAGAUAAAUGCAAUGCUACAAACAGCCAAUGCAAGGCAUAUCUCAGUGCAAUUAUUGUCUACGUGUAUGUCCAUGAUAUCGAUCAGGCAGAGAAGUGCUACAACGAUUGCUCUCAGAUUGAUGCGUUCUUGAAAAGUGAUCAGAACCGCUGCGCCAUUAAACUCCUCACCGCUUAUAAUGAGGGUGAUGUUGAGGAAAUCAAACGUGUAGCUCAGUCGAGCACUAUUUCGCAUCUCGAUCAUGUGAUAAUCAGGCUUGCGAGAAAAUUGCCAACAGGAGAUGUCAGUAGCAGCCGGAGGAAUGAUACCUCCAAGGAGGAUGACGAGCCGCUUGAUGAAAACGACCUCACAUAGGGUUCCCAAAGAUCUUCGUCUGUCUGGUCGGGGGAAUUACUGUGGUCUUGGUGGUCUAUUUUUCUUGUUGAGGUGAUGCCAACUAUCUUUGUCUGGGGGGGGGGGGGGCAAUUACUGUGCUCUUGUUGAUGUGUUGCUGUGUUGAGGUUAUGGAGCUAUUAUUCUACUAAUCUGAUUUAUCGAUUCACGAACAAAGACCGGGUUUGUGAUAUUAGGUUCGAUGUGAAGAGCUUCAACAGCUAUUUUGUCACUUUGGAUUUUAAGUCAUACGUUUAUGCAUUGAUCGAAAAAACAAAAUACCGAAGCUUUCUUAUAUGUAAAUACAGACUUAACGGAUACUUUCUUUUGUCU